This is a messenger RNA of Humulus lupulus (European hop), 582 nucleotides long. RefSeq lists its product as uncharacterized. NCBI's taxonomy places the organism in Eukaryota, Viridiplantae, Streptophyta, Magnoliopsida, Rosales, Cannabaceae. The transcript has a single exon. The coding region runs from base 1 to 582 and encodes 193 amino acids. The record is from RefSeq and is a predicted model, not a curated record.
AUGGCUGCUGGUGCUUCAGGAAAAUUUUGUCCUGCCAGAAUCUAUUCCAGCUCUCUUCAGGUUCAGCAGGUGGACUAUUACAAGGCUGUUUGGUGUAAGCUAUCUCUACCUAAGCAUAGGUUUCGACUUUGGCAAGUAGUCAACUCUCAGCUACUUACUCUUGAUAAUCUGAGUCGGUUCAAAGUGCAUAUAGAAUCUCCCUUAUGCCCUGUUUGUGGAGAGGUUAAUGAGAGUCAUGCCCAUCUCUUUUUUGAUUGCUCUCUGUCUAAGCAGGUGAUGGCGCAUGUUUGUGACUGGUUAGAUGGGAAUGGUUGGCCUGCUGAGUUUGACAGUUGGAAAGUUUGGUUAGCCAGCAGAAAAUCUGUGUUCAUUCAUCAGAUUGCAACUUUGAUUCUAGCUGCUUCUGUUUACAGCAUUUGGAGAAAUCGUAACAAUUGCAUAUUUGAGUUAUCUUCUAAAUCUGCAAUGAGCAUAGCUGCAGAAAUUAAGGCUGUUCUUCAUCAUCGGCUGUUAAGUAUUCAAAAGCAUAAACUUUCUGCUAAGGAGCAUCGUUUUAUAAUUCAGUUUGCUGCAUCAGCUUGA